Messenger RNA from Girardinichthys multiradiatus, 2403 nucleotides. RefSeq names its product putative methyltransferase DDB_G0268948. The transcript has 7 exons. Lineage: Eukaryota; Metazoa; Chordata; Actinopteri; Cyprinodontiformes; Goodeidae. The record is from RefSeq and is a predicted model, not a curated record. Gene Ontology annotation, molecular function: S-adenosylmethionine-dependent methyltransferase activity. Bases 1261 to 2082 code for a protein of 273 amino acids.
CCGUUAUUUUUAACAAAACAAACAAAAGGAGGAUACUUAAAGUACAAACCGUUUGAAAAUAAAAAGGGGUAAAACCCAAAAUACACAAUAACCAUAAAUUUAACAAAAUACACAACCAUCAGUAAUUUAACUAAAAAUAAUCCCCCAAAAGGAGGGACAAACUAAUUCAACAGUUUCCUAAAUCAAAAACGUCCCUGCUAACAAAAAGCAAACAAACAAAUCAAGACAAAGCCCAAUCAACUUUAAAGAGACUCCUUUGAGCCAAGAUGGAGUCAUCAAGCAGGUGAGCACACAAAAAUAACCAAGCUUCCCAACGAGCAGGCAUACAAAAUACCCAAGCUUCCCAACAAGCAGGUAAGCAUACAAAAAUAACCAAGCUUCAAAAUUUUACAACACCAAAAUCAGAAGUGGCGAGCUGUUCUGUCCAAAUACCAGCUGCCUUUAGUGGCAGGUGCAGAGAGUUUAUAUAAUGUAGUCCCUUCUUGAUUGGCGGCGAAUUCAGAAGAACCAGGAAAUGAAUAGUCCAACAUGAACUCCCGGAGACGUCCAGCAGGAGGAGUGCAGAGCACGCAGGGAGAUCAGAGUCCGUCAGGAACAGCGAAGAAGAGGGUAUCCAGCGAAGAAGAAAUCCGAUCCUAUCAGAAACAGCGGUACCGAUAGCACGGAGGAAAACGGUGCUUUUCAGCGACAUCGGCUGGCCAGUCUGUUGAUGAAGGUACAAAACAAACACACAUACGGCCACCAGCCGUAACAGUACUUUUCCACAGUAAUGCCACUCCGGUCAGUUGUGCUUAAGUAAAAUCAGAGCCGAAAAGUGAAUCUCGCAAGUUAGAAGUUUAUCGAUAUUCUAACCAUAACCUUUGUUCAUGAAAUAUGGAUUAUUGCCGCAUGAACGACAUCUGACACAAGUGGUUGUAAUAAGCUUCCACUGUAAAAGUACAAAAGAGGGCUCCUGGGUGCCUCCUUUUGGAGGUUCUCCUGCUGUGAGGAUACCCCUGGAGAGACUCAGAAAUCUCCGGAAGAGCUUCACAUCUUUUCUGGUCCCAAACUGAGCUGGAGAGUAUAGCUAGGAAAAGGGAAUUCUAGGUUUCCCUCUUGGACUUUGUACACCUCUGGGACAAGAUCUUGGAUUGGUGAAGGAGUAUCAGACAAAGCAAAAGGAGCUCUGGCAACAGGACAUGGAUUUAAGGACCUAGGGGAGAAAAAACGACUCAACCCAUGACUUUUUAGCAGCAGUUUUUUUUCCCUCCACUUCAAAAAAUGGCUGUUCGGCUCUUUGAAGGCAAAAACCAUGCAGCCUCCUACCUGCAGUACAGAGUGGCACCACAUGAAUUGAUCAGCAAGAUAAUGAGCUACAUGGAGAAAAGGACACCGUCUCAAUUCAAACUUGCAGUCGAUGUGGGCUGUGGUCCAGGGCAAGGGACAGUCCUUUUAGCAUCAUACUUCACCAAGGUGGUUGGAACUGACAUCAGCCAGGCUAUGGUAGAAAGGGCAUUGGCCAAAAGCAAUCCACCAAACAUUUCAUACAGACAGUGCCCCGCAGAAGAGUUGCCAUUUACAUCCGGGCAGGUGGACCUUGUGACGGCCAUGACGGCAGCCCACUGGUUUGAUCGGCCUCGGUUCCUCCAGGAAGCCAACAGGGUGCUCAGACCUGGAGGCUGCCUUGCUCUCCUGAGCUACAGCAUGGACAUGAACCUGGAAUACGGAGACGUUUCAGACACCCUUAAUGACAUCUGUCAAGAGUUCUACACUGCCUUACUUCCCUACCGAAGUUCCUAUUUAGGACCAAGCUCCAAGAAGAUCUACUUUGACAUGUUUAACUCCUGCUCUUAUCCAGACAAAGAAUGGACCGAGUUCCAGCCAGUGAGAAGGACCCUUUCAGUGAAUGGAUUUAUUGGCAUGGUGGAGACGUUCUCCAGCUACCAGAAACUGAAACAAAAGGACCCUUCUGAAGCUGAACAUCUCUCGAAUAGGUUCCAGAGGAAGCUUCUGACUGCCAUGAAUACAACUUCUCCUGACACAGAAGUGACGGUGAUAGUGAAUUAUUUCCACGUGCUGGCAUGCAAACCUUUAUCUGACUGAACCCUUUCCCAUUUCAGACUUUUUUUUUCAAACCGUCUGUUAUUAUGAAGAGUUUAUAGAGGAAAAAGAAGCCCCCAGCAUCACAGUGGAAUGUUUACCAAAGUUCAAAUAUUUUGGACCUUGUUGAAUCCUACUCUAUCCUUAGGGGCAAAAAAAUUUAUUCUGAUCCAUUUCAUUGCUAAAAUGUAUAAAAACAUCUGUCUCGGUUGAUCUCUGUGAGUGCUGAACUCUUGUAAGUGAGCACUUGCUUUAACCCAGCCUGCUCAAAAUUCAUGGCGCUUAAUGUGCAUUUUAAAAUAAAUGCAAAGUAUAUAAGAAGAA